Trypanosoma conorhini is the source of this 2619-nucleotide messenger RNA. RefSeq lists its product as uncharacterized. The transcript has a single exon. NCBI's taxonomy places the organism in Eukaryota, Euglenozoa, Kinetoplastea, Trypanosomatida, Trypanosomatidae. Bases 1 to 2619 code for a protein of 872 amino acids. Gene Ontology annotation, molecular function: protein binding. The record is from RefSeq and is a predicted model, not a curated record.
AUGAUUUUCGUCUCCACGUCGUACGAGUCGAAGAUAACGGGCGAUGAGGGCCUGUACGCCGCCAUUGAGGCCGCGCGCUUGGCGCGUGCCCUGCGUGGUGCGACGAUACGUCCGCAUGUGAAGGGAAACCCGCCGAUCAACCCAAACAGCAUUGCGCUCGCCAACGCACCAAGGAAGUGGGAGGCACGCUCUCUCGCUGAAAACGCGGCGCAGGAGUUACUGGAGGCAAUCAGUGGCGGCGACAAGGCGGUCUCACAGUACCGCCAGCAAGUUUCACUGGCCAUCCCGGACGAGGCGGAGAUGCAGGAGCUGCGCGCGGUUGUGCCCUUCAUACAUAGUGUGCAGCCCCAUCCAGUAAUGAGCUUUGACGAUGUCAAGCGGCUAUCGCAGCUUAUGUCCCUGCACGGCGCCAACAUCACUUGCCUCAACUUUGGCAACGGCGCCAUUAUGCCAAACGAGCACGCGGAGACCUCGCCCGCGACGGUGAUGGCGAAGAUGGAGGAACUGAAACAGCGCUUUCCACUGCCCACGCCAAAGCCCAAAAAGUCCACUGACAGCGUCGACGAAGAAGAAGAGGAGGAGGAGGAGGAGGGCUACGUGGAUCUUUCCACCAAUGAAGAACUACGACAGUGGUGCCAAAAUCAGCAGCUUGAGUACACCGACUACAAGCACGCCAUUCGGCUCCGGGCAGCGUACGAACUGGACGCCUUUCGUAACAUCUGUGAGAUGCUCAUGAGGGACAAUAAGGUUCGUGUCUUGUUGCUGGGUCACAAUGGGCUAGGGACGCCCAACGAGGAGGAGCGAGUCUCACUCGUCCCACUGCGUCUCCUGGCGAAGCUUAUUGACGCCAAUGAGACAAUCAAAGUGUUGGACCUGAGUAGCAACGAGUUGGGGCCACACGGCUUUGGCAUUGUUGGGAAGGCCCUCACGAAGAAUAUCGCCGUCGCCUCCCUUGACCUCUCCGACAACCAGCUUGGUAUGCCGCCGCCGGAGGUGGACGAGGACCCAGAGUACCAGGGAGAGGACCCCGUCUUUGGGGAGCAGUACAGCGGGCUGGAGGCAAUCAGUGAGGUGCUCAAGAAGAACAAAUUUCUGCGUCACCUGCGCCUGUGCCACAACCAGAUUCACAGCGGUGGGGAGGGGGAGGAGCCACCGGUGACAGACCCUGCAGAGAUGGAUCCAGAGAAAGAUGCCGCCACUCCAGAGGUGGAAAGCUGGCAGGAUCUCCCGCUUUGGCAACUUGUCGGUCCGCUGCGCGAGUACCACCGGCUACGGGCACUCGACCUGAAGGGGAACGCGUUGGGUGCUGAGGGCGCCCGCAUGGUUGCCACCGCGCUUGCCGAAAACCAUUCGGUUGAGGUGCUGGAUCUCACGGAUAACGGCAUUGGGUUCCGUGGGCUACACUACAUAGCAAAGCUUUUAUUGCUGUCACCGCACAGCGUUCUGCACACGCUCAUCCUACGGCGGAACAAUCUCGCUGGCAAAAAGGGAAGUAAGGCGCAGCAGCGAAUGGCACUGGCCGCCAUGGAAGCAAUGAGUGUGGCUUUGAACGGAAACACGAAACUACGCCGCUUGUCAAUCGCUGGUAACUACCUUGGGCCUACUUUGUGCGCCGCCAUGCUGUGCACGAUCGGCACGGCCUCGGCACUGGAAGAGCUAGACCUCGAAAGUAACGACGCCUGUGGCGAUGUGGCCGCACCGCAUGACACGACGGUCAUGCACUCCAUAGCACUGGCGCUCUACGGAACAGCUCUCAGCGGGUGUCGCCCGUCGUUAGCGGUGCUGCUGCUCGGCGGCAAUAAUAUCCAGGCCGCAGGCUUACGUGUGUUGUUCCCAGCCCCUGCGGCAAUGCCGACCUCCCUUCGUGAGGUGGAUCUCAGCCGCAACAACAUCCGGGACGGCCUUGAGGCUGUGAAUCACCUUUUGAUUAGUUCCCCGGUGCUGCGGAGACUUGUUUUGGCGCACAACAGCGUCACAGCUGCCCCUGCCUUACUUGCGGGCAUCGCGGCUAAUCAGUGCCUCAAGGACCUGGAUCUCUCGCAUAAUAAGUUGGGCUCGCUGAAGGAGCAAUACUGUAGAGACCAACAGGCGCAGGUAAAGGGCGUGGAGGAGUUGUUGCAAGUGCUUGUCAACCACCCUUCGCUUGAAAACGUCAAUCUCAGUUACAACGAGUUCGAGGCAAGACAUGGACCGUUGCUUGCAGAACUUUGUAAUGGGAACAAGUCCAACAAUCACCUGCGGCGAAUUGACCUCAGUGGAAACCCAGAACUUAAGCAAGAGGACAUUGAUAAAAUGGUGCAGACGCUGGCGACAAAGCCUGGUAUUGAGGCCUUCUACAUCUCUUCCUCGUAUCCGGCAGUUGUGGAAAAGGUUGCAAUCGUGCGCCCCGUAGGCCAGGACGCUGCGCUGGAUACAAUGGCCCAACGCAACCAGCAACUGUUGCUCUUGAAGCUGUUGCGGGAGACGGUGUACCGGAGCCCCUCCCUGAUUGACAUCAACUGCGACUUGCAGAAGAGUGUCUUGCACGAGGAGGGCACUGGCACGGAUGAGGGUGAAGUCAUUGGAGAGAUGCGACGACGACUACUGCUGAAUGCGAUUCUGACCUCAUCGAAUCAAUAG